CGCUAUCCAAUAGGCGCUUGUUUGAGUAAGCGGUGGGAGGGGGUCUGAUUUGUGAUACACCUCCGCUGAUAUUGGUCAGUGCGUGCGGCCUCACACAGGCAGACGGGAAUGCGGUGAGACUUGUGGCGCAGUGAUGGCCGCGGAGCCGGGCCUUUUAUUCCUGUCACAAUUCUGCUUCCUGCUGUUCCUGCCGCCCUGGACCGGAACACUGACAUCAGGUCUAACUUACCUGGAGCCGCCCUUCAACGUAAAAGUCCAUACGCUCCCCGACAAAUAUUCUGUAGUGUGGGACUGGAAUAAUGGCAAUAGGGAGGACGCUAAGAAUGUGACAUUUUCAGUGUUUGUCCGCAAAUUAAAAAAGAAACCAUCUGCCCAGUUUUGGAGCAGUGUCCCCGGAUGCCUUCACAUCUCUCACCACAACUGUAGCAUUGACCCAGCGCUCAUUGAUACUGAUAAGGAUUACAAAGUACAAGUCCGAGCUGAAAUGUCACAAAUUGGUUCUUCGUCCUCUGAUCCAGUAAUAUUUUCUGCAAAGGUAGCAGGGGAAACUGCUCCUCCAAUUGCUGUGCGUGUGGAACACAUUGAUGGGGGCGUCAGAAUAGAAACUAUCCUGCCUAAAAAGCAAGGAGAUCGGUAUGCUGCUGUGUUAUACUAUAUCUUGUUCAUUGGGACAAACCACUCAGUAGAGGAGAGAAAAUUUUUUUAUCCUAAAUUUCAUCUGUAUGACCUCACUCCUGGGGAAAACUACUGUUUCAACGUAACUGUGUUCGGCUCCAUAACACCGACCAACGGAAUGUUUAGUCCUGAGAAGUGUUUUACAGUGGAAGCCCUAGGAUUGGAUGGCCGGCCGUAUCCAGAGAAUGUAACAAUCGACGCUCUAAACACAAACUACAUGUUAAAAUGGGACUGGGAUGAUUCACUGUAUCCAAACGUGACAUUCUCGGUAGAAAUGGUGGCAGAAGGAGCAUUCUCAGACGGCUGGAAGCAAGUGAAUGGAUGUGAAAAUAUUAGCAUGCUCCACUGUGAUGUUUCCAGUAUAUACAUUUUUGGAACUUAUAAUUUCCGUAUAGCCGCAUCAUUUGAUAACAAGAAUAGAACGCUCUCCAGAGCUCUGCGGUUUCAUCCCCUUCAGGACACCACAAUUGGGCCCCCUUCAGACAUGAGCACAGAGUUACUUGCCACAAUGCUGCAGAUCAAGUUGCUGGAACCCAAAGCAUUUCACAACAAUUACUUAAAGAACACAUGUGACUGGGAAUACAAUCUGAUAUACUGGAAGGACAGUAAAUCCGACAGAGAGGAGAAAUCCGUAAAGGAGAAAUUGGGAAGGUUUGCAAUAGAAGUGGAAUCAUCAACCACAUAUUGCAUGAAAGCUUGUGUUGAAUGCCAAGACUCUAAAAGAAGAGGCCUUUUUAGUAAGAAGCAGUGCAUCACCACAGGGGCUGGUGCUCGGACAGUUUGGAGUGUGGGGAUUGGUAUUGGCUUCCUUGUAAGCAUAGUUGUUUCAGCAGUGGUUGUUUACCUCUGUGCUUGUCCUUUCAAACGAUACAUCAGGCAUAUAUUCUACCCUGCUGGAAAACUUCCAUCAAGCAUCGAAAAUGGUAUGCUUGAUUCACGUGUCAAAAUUCCAUUUGUAUUUCAAGAAGAAGAGGCUACAGAUGUGUGCUAUAUAAUUAGGAACAGUGGGCUUGAUGAAGACCAUGUGCAAAAUCAUAAAUAUUCGUUGAAAGAAAGCAGCGCAGACUCGGGUAAUUACUCAAACGAAGAUGAAGCUACAGGGGAGGCCUAUGGGAGGUGGCCUCUCCAUACAGAUAAUGUAGCCUCCUCUACAGCCAUUCAUAUGGACGCCUGACUCACAUAUUUUAUUGGUUGUUUACACAUAUAAUACAGCAGCCCACAGUCCUAUUAUGUGAUGUAUGAAACACAGGCUAGAUAAAUAUACAAAGUUUCACAUUUCACAUAUUAAUUAAUAGCAUGGCACUAUACAGUCAUAAAUUAAAUAUGGCUAAUAUUUAGUAAA
Messenger RNA from Xenopus laevis (African clawed frog), 2017 nucleotides. It is a transcript of the gene ifnar1.S, whose product is annotated as interferon alpha/beta receptor 1. Gene Ontology annotation, cellular component: plasma membrane. The transcript is spliced from 11 exons. Gene Ontology annotation, molecular function: cytokine receptor activity. Gene Ontology annotation, biological process: cytokine-mediated signaling pathway. The coding region runs from base 134 to 1849 and encodes 571 amino acids. Lineage: Eukaryota; Metazoa; Chordata; Amphibia; Anura; Pipidae. The record is from RefSeq and is a predicted model, not a curated record.